Lentinula edodes (shiitake mushroom) is the source of this 2106-nucleotide messenger RNA. RefSeq names its product L-Aspartase-like protein. The record is from RefSeq and is a predicted model, not a curated record. Gene Ontology annotation, molecular function: ammonia-lyase activity. Lineage: Eukaryota; Fungi; Basidiomycota; Agaricomycetes; Agaricales; Omphalotaceae. The transcript has 10 exons. The coding region runs from base 1 to 2106 and encodes 701 amino acids. Gene Ontology annotation, biological process: L-phenylalanine catabolic process. Gene Ontology annotation, cellular component: cytoplasm.
AUGUCAACACUCCCUGCCGAACUCCCUCUCCUUCAAUUUUUCAUGGAUUCAAAUACAGAGCUCGAGGAUUACAAAUGUGGUAAAUAUGUGACAGUCGACGGCAAGACUCUUUCAAUAGCGGCUAUCGUCGCGGCAUCUAGACAGGGUACAUCUGUCCAAUUAGACCAGUCCCCCAGAACGAAGGAAAAAGUCGACCAAAGCCGUAAAACCAUCGCGGACAAGGUUGAUAACGGAAUAUCUGUAUAUGGAGUUUCUACUGGAUUCGGUGGAAGUGCGGACACCAGAACCGACUCACCUUUGGCUCUUGGACAUGCGCUUUUGCAAAUGCAACAUGCCGGGGUCCUUCCCUCUUCAACCAAAACACUAGAUAUUUUGCCUCUCCUCGAUCCUAUGGGAUCAGUCAUGCCAGAAGCCUGGGUACGCGCGGCCAUGCUGGUCCGCAUGAAUUCUCUUAUUCGUGGACACUCUGGAGUUCGCUGGGAACUCAUUGAGAGAAUGAACCAAGUUCUAUCAGCAAAUAUAAUUCCCGUUGUUCCAUUGCGAGGAAGUAUAUCGGCUUCCGGAGACCUUUCUCCUCUUUCGUACAUCGCAGGAACACUUUGCGGAAAUCCCUCAAUCCGAGUGUUCGAUGGACCUUCCGUAUUUGGGUUCCGGCAAAUGGUCUCAAGUCGCGAAGCUCUUGCACGACACCACAUCGCACCCAUACCAUUGGCUUCGAAAGAGCAUCUCGGAAUUCUGAAUGGCACGGCUUUCUCUGCAGCGGUGGCUUCUUUGGCGUUGGACGACGCGGUCAAAUUAACACUGUUGUCUCAUGUCCUCACUGCGAUGGGAGUUGAAGCUCUCUGUGGCACAAGAGGAUCUUUCGAUCCUUUCAUCCAUGAUGUCGCUCGUCCCCAUCCUGGCCAAAUAGAAUCAGCGAAGCUCAUCUGGAACCUUCUUGAAAGCAGCCAGUUCGCAGUCCUUAAGGAAGAAGAAGUCACAAUCGAAGAAGACGAAGGCACACUUCGACAAGACCGCUAUUCUCUUCGUACAGCCCCUCAAUUUUUAGGACCUCAAAUCGAAGAUCUGCUUGCGUCACUUGCAACGGUAACGAAGGAAUGCAACUCCACGACCGAUAAUCCAUUGGUCGAUGGUACGACUGGUCAUGUACAUCACGGCGGGAACUUCCAAGCCAUGGCUGUCACCAAUGCCAUGGAGAAGACCCGUCUAUCGCUCCAUCAUAUCGGAAAGUUGAUGUUCGCCCAAUGCGCAGAACUCAUGGACCCAUCCAUGAACCGUGGACUCCCCCCUUCGUUGGCAUCCACUGACCCGUCUUUGAACUACCACGCCAAAGGGAUAGACAUUGCAACAGCUGCAUAUGUGAGCGAAUUGGGUUAUCUAGCCUCACCGGUAUCCACACAUAUUCAAUCCGCGGAAAUGCAUAAUCAAGCAGUCAAUUCUCUUGCAUUGAUCUCAACGAGACAAACCUUGACUUCUUUGGACGUGCUAUCAAUUCUCAUGUCGUCGUACCUAUACGUUAUUUGUCAAGCGCUGGAUCUGCGCGCUUUACAGCACGAGUUUUUAAUCGGACUAGCCAGCAUAUGCCAUGAAGAAGUACUCGCCUCUUUUGGCUCUGUGCUCCCUCCAUCUGAAUUUUCUGUCGUCGAGCAACACGUGCGCAAAGCUGCUAUAGCUACAUUUGAAAAGACCAGUACGCUAGAUUUGCAUGAAAGAAUGCAUAAAGUUGCAGCCUCCAGCACUACCGUCCUCGUCGACUUCCUCACUUGCUCUGUCAAUGCAGAUGCCGCAUCUUCACUGGUCCAUAUUCCCGAAUUUCGUCGCUGUUUCUCGGAAAAAAUGGCUCUCCUCAUGGUCGACCUCCGUGAAGCUUACUUGUUUGGAAAACGCGGGCCUGCUCCCGCUAGUCCAUAUCUCACCAAAACUAAACCAGUGUAUGAGUUCGUCAGACUGACACUAGGAAUUCGCAUGCACGGGUCUGAAAACUACAAUCGCUUUGUUAACGGUCACGGUGUCGACGAAUCCACUGUUGGUGAGGCAGUGUCUCUGAUUCACGAAGCUAUUCGUGACGGAAAAAUGCAACACGCCAUGAUUGCCUCCCUUAUUUGA